AUGCUGGAACGAGAUGCAGAGUCCGCCGCCGGGGACACCGAUCCUAGUCCCACUGGCAAGGAACCAGUAACCAAGGGAGAAGCUCCCCCCCAGGGCUCAACGCAGAAGCCCAGCCAGUCGGUUCCAGGGCCUGCCUCGUCCGUGGGGGUGCCUUCCCGACCCCGUCGGCGGCCCCCACCCCAGCGCCCACACCGCUGCCCUGACUGUGACAAGGCCUUCUCCUACCCGUCCAAGCUGGCCACGCACCGGCUGGCACACGGUGGCGCCCGGCCUCAUCCGUGUCCUGACUGCCCCAAGGCCUUCUCCUAUCCCUCCAAGCUGGCAGCCCACCGCCUCACACACAGUGGCGCCCGCCCACACCCGUGUCCACACUGCCCCAAAGCCUUUGGCCACCGCUCCAAGCUGGCAGCCCACCUCUGGACCCAUGCACCCGCCCGCCCCUACCCGUGCCCCGACUGCCCCAAGUCCUUCUGCUACCCCUCCAAGCUUGCAGCCCACCGCCACACGCACCAUGCCACCGACGCACGCCCCUAUCCAUGCCCGCACUGCCCCAAGGCUUUUUCAUUCCCCUCCAAACUGGCCGCCCACCGCCUCUGUCACGAUCCCCCGACAGCACCGGGCAGCCAGGCCACAGCCCGGCAUCACUGCUCCAGCUGCGACCAGGCCUUUGGCCAAAGACGCCUCCUGCUCCUUCACCAGCGCAGCCACCACCAGGCUGAGAGCCAGGGGGAGCGCGAGUGA
Enhydra lutris kenyoni (northern sea otter) is the source of this 741-nucleotide messenger RNA. Its product is annotated as zinc finger protein 575. Gene Ontology annotation, molecular function: DNA-binding transcription factor activity, RNA polymerase II-specific; RNA polymerase II cis-regulatory region sequence-specific DNA binding. The record is from RefSeq and is a predicted model, not a curated record. NCBI's taxonomy places the organism in Eukaryota, Metazoa, Chordata, Mammalia, Carnivora, Mustelidae. The coding region runs from base 1 to 741 and encodes 246 amino acids. The transcript is spliced from 2 exons. Gene Ontology annotation, biological process: regulation of transcription by RNA polymerase II.